Chelonoidis abingdonii (Abingdon island giant tortoise) is the source of this 6803-nucleotide messenger RNA. RefSeq names its product cysteine rich secretory protein LCCL domain containing 2 (gene CRISPLD2). Gene Ontology annotation, cellular component: extracellular region. The record is from RefSeq and is a predicted model, not a curated record. NCBI's taxonomy places the organism in Eukaryota, Metazoa, Chordata, Testudines, Testudinidae.
GGACUGGCAGCGCCUGUCUGCGGAGCCAAGUACACAGGCGCUUUGGAAACAUCCCUGCUACAGUCUGCAAGUGCAAUCCAGCUCUGCACUCCCACCGAACCCGAACGCUGCCCUGCACCACCCACCAGUGAUCAGUUUCAGGCUUGCAGUGACUGCUCAGUAACUGUGGGGGAGCGCCCCCUGGCGUCUCUCCUAGGACGCGGACUAGUGGGACGGCGAGGGGAGAGACGAAAGCUUUGCAAAGUGACAGCAAAGCGAUGGGAGAUGAACUGAGAUUUGCAACCGUUUAAUUGCGAUUUUCCUUCUUGCAGCGGUCCCCCGCCUCUCCCCCCUCCUCCACCGAAGCACACUCGCAGAAAACAAAGAGCAGUUGCCAAGAUCAUAGAGGGCCAAGAAAUGAUCAUAACCCUGGAGAGUAUAAAUAUCCAUGGCGAAGUUGUGUGAGAACAGCAUUCAUCGCUACCAGCUGUGCUGCUGAGAACUUAGCAUUCAUUGCACCUAGUGAUAGCUGUCAUUUCCCUCCCUCCCUGUUGGUAUAUUUAAAAUAUAUAAUUUAUUUUCCACAAGCAAGUUUUUGAGGAAUUUUAGCUUCUGGUGGACUUGCUGAUUUUGAGAGAUCUGUACAGAGCAGUAGAGCUGCCUUUGAGAAAACCAGAGUGCUUCCAUCUCCUUCAUCUCGACUUCCAUUGAGUAGAGAAUGACCAUGAGUACUGCCCUGUCUUGGUUCUUCCCUCUUGGAUGUUUACUGGUUUUGAUGCAUGAAGCGCAAGGCUUUUUCUUGCCCAAUGGCACACACUUCGAGAGCAUUUUGAGCCAAUAUCACUCCAGAGCCAAGAGAGCCAUUCCAAGGUCAGACAAAGAGGAGAUUUUGAUGCUUCAUAACAAGCUGAGAGGUGAAGUCUAUCCUUCAGCCUCCAAUAUGGAAUACAUGACCUGGGAUGAUGAGCUGGAAAGAUCUGCAGAGGCUUGGGCCCAGGAGUGCAUCUGGGAUCAUGGACCUGCCAGCCUCAUUAUGUCCAUUGGUCAGAAUUUGGCUGUUCAUUGGGGCAGAUAUCGUUCUCCAGCCUUCCACGUCCAAUCUUGGUAUGACGAAGUUAAAGAUUAUACUUAUCCGUAUCCCCAUGAAUGUGACCCUUGGUGUCCAGAAAGAUGCUCUGGAGCAAUGUGCACUCACUAUACCCAGAUCGUUUGGGCCACAACAAACAAGGUUGGCUGUGCUGUAAACGUCUGCGAACAGAUGAGUGUUUGGGGAGAAAUCUGGGAGAAUGCCGUCUACCUGGUCUGCAACUACUCUCCCAAGGGAAACUGGAUUGGAGAAGCUCCUUAUAAAAAUGGCAGGCCCUGCUCUGAAUGCCCACCGAGCUAUGGAGGAAGCUGCCAGAACAACCUCUGUUACAAAGAUGACCACUACGUACAAAAGCCUGAGCGGGAUGAGACUAACGAAGUGGAGGUCCCACAAAUUACAGAGGAAAAACAAGUGUGGGUGCAAGAACGGGUGACCAAACCCACCAAAUCAACCAAGAUCAAGAAAGUCAUCACAACCGCGAACAGUUUCAUGACACAGGUCAUUAAGUGUGAUACCAAAAUGAGGGACAAAUGCAAAGGAUCAACGUGCAACAGGUAUCUGUGCCCAGCUGGCUGCGUGAACAGCAAGGCAAAAAUCUUUGGAACGUUCUAUUAUGAGACUGCAUCCAGUAUAUGUCGUGCUGCAAUUCACUAUGGCGUCAUAGAUGAUAAAGGAGGACUGGUUGACAUCACUAGGAAAGGGAGAUCACCCCUUUUUGUCAAGUCUACAAGAAAUGGUGUUGAAUCUUUAAGUAAAUAUAAACCUUCAAAUUCAUUCGUGGUUUCCAAAGUCACAGUGCAGACGCUGGAUUGUUACACCACUGUAGCUGAGCUGUGUCCGUUCAAAAAGCCAGCAACUCAUUGUCCAAGGGCUUAUUGUCCAGCUCACUGUAAAGCUGAGCCAGCAUACUGGGCACCAGUCUUUGGCUCCAAGGUUUAUGCAGAUAGUUCCAGUAUCUGCAAAACAGCCGUGCACGCUGGAGUCAUUGAAGACGAGACUGGCGGUUAUGUGGAUGUAAUGCCCGUGGACAAGAAGAAAAACUACGUUGGCUCUUUGAAGAAUGGCGUCCAAUCUGAGAGCUUGAAGAGUCCCAGUGAAGGGAUGGCUUUCCGAAUUUUUUCCGUGAAGCAGUAAAUUCCCUGGCAAGUUUCUUCUGGAGAACAAUCCACUGAUUUUGAGGGACAGCAACAUUCAUUUGAUGGCAUCUGCUCUGAACACAUUCUCCUUGCCAAUUUCUUUCAGGGAAAAAAGGUUCUGACUCAACUCUCCACGUCACAUCUGCACCAAUUUUUUUUUUUUUUUUUUUUACAAAUUCUAGGGCAUUCAGACUGUUGUAACUUCAAAUUCCAAAAGAGGUGUGCUGAACAGCUCGAGUGUGGAUUAAUUUACAACAAGUAUCAGAACUCCCAGCUGGUCCACAGAUAGUAUUUUAGGUCUUGAAGUACCUACCCCAAUGGAAGUACCAACACAUGUUGGCAAGGUGGAGUAUGUAGUGCGGAUGGUGGGCCCUUUAAAAAAUAGUUUUAAAGCUGCUCCUUUUGUAGGGUGAGGCAUACAACUUCUUUGGAACUGUUUAUAUGGCGGGGUUGGCUUUUCUGUUUAAGAGCUAAACCUUAGUGUUUUCCUUAUCAGAUCACAUGUGCGUAGGAAACGUUGAGUGAGGUCUGCGGCAUAUUGCAUUAGGGCAAGUGGUGUCAUGAUGUAACGUGCGGUCAGAGGUCUUGUGGCUGCCUGAAGGACUCCUGGAGAUGAGGUUGUCUGGAAAAUGUGGUGAAAGUAAGAAAAGGUGGUGAAGAUCCCCGCCCGUGAGAAACAAGGAUCCCAGCCAACCACACAUACAGUGUUGAUGUUUGCUGGCCAAACAUUAGCAGAUAGUUAGGAAUUUGGGUUACCUAUGAGAAGUUGUGGAAUUAGAGCUCCUGUCCUGGCACAUCUCUGUAUUAUGCUACACACCGUUUUGUUUUUUUUUUAAUUUACAGUUAAAUGCAAUUUAUUGUUCUAUACAGCAGUGCUGGUUUUGUCUGUAGUAGUUAAGCAGUGAUAAAAAGUUAAUCUUAUUUUUUUUAGAAAUCGGUGCAUCUAUAUAAAGUGUGUUCACUUUAUCUUUCUGAAAUUUUUGUACAGUUCUGAGGCUUUAAAUAUACAGAAUGGGACUGGAUUGUUUGCUUGCAUACAGUCGAUACCAUAUAGUGAUCUUAGCUUCUAACAUGAUUGCUGUGUCUGUGAGCAUCUGGAAUCCAAAGUGUUGGGUUUUAAAAACUUGUAUGUAUUCUAAUGAAUUCAUAUUUAAUAAUUUGAGUCAUUCUGCUAUGAUCAGCUGUUUAAAUAUAUUGCAUAGAAUGAUUUUGAGGGAAUUAAAACUAGCCACAAAAUCAGCCUAGUAUGAACUCCCAACUUUGAGAGUUAUUAGAAUUGGUCUAAGCAUCUUAACUCAGUAACUUACAUUAACCCUGAGAAGGCAACAUAACCUUUAACUCUUUGGUUGAUGUAAAAAGGUAGGCAUCCCUUCACUCUGUAACUCAAUUGUAGUAUGUGACAUAUGAGGAAUAUUUCACUUACUGUUACAAUUAUUUAGCCACUCUGUCUGGCAGAUGUUUCAUGCCUUUCCAUAGCCUUCCAAGGUCCUAGCUAUGUUUAAAUUAAACUAGAGGGAUAGGAAAACCAGCUAUAAACCUAUUCCAAAACAUGGACCAAUAGCAUUAUAUGGAUAAGUACUUAUUUUAUUUAAUUUUUAAACUCCAUGAAAUCAGCAAGGAAAUUACGUCAGUCCCUUUGUUUCAUAACUGAGGUUUCCUUUCUUUGCAAAAUCUGAGUUUAAAAAGAGACCUUUCAUAACUGAGCAGGUUUGCACGUUUUCAAGAAGUUACACGCAGCAAACCUACUUUUGGAAUAGCUCUGGUAAACACCUAUUCUUUAUUUAUUUAAUGUGGUCUUUUAAGGUAUGUUGUUUGCUUGUAGUGAGGAAAACCAGUUACAUUUUCAAGGUAAAUUUCUGUGACAAAUAGCCGGAAUGUGUCUUUAAAAAGUACCUGUUCGGAAGUGACUAAAAUCUUGGCCAUGAGAUAAGUCAGGUUCCUUGUUUUGCCUAUUGUGAAUAGUAAGAUUGGAAACAAGCUACUCUAAUGCCACCAAAUUUUGUAGUAUGAUUCUGUGGCCUUCAUAGGCCAAAUAGGAGUUACACCUUCAAUAGCUGAGGCUAGAAAUGGAAAACAUAAUAAGGAUCAAUCAAAUGUCCACUGAAGUCAGUGGCAGCCUUUCCAUUGAAUUCAUGGGUGUUGGAUUGGGCUCAUGUUUAGUUCUAUUGUAUAUCCCAGUCAAAGUAGAUCAUCUUUUCGUCAUUGCCCCGGCUGUGAGAAUCAGUCAUCUUGUAGAAGAAUGGACAGAAAUCUGGACUGGAAUAACAGGAAAAUCUGAGAAUCACCAAGAAGUAUAUAUAUAAAUUCAAUUGACCUAGAAUGUAUCUUUCUUACAAAAGAGGAAGAUUAAAAACAUAAAAAGUGAAGCUGUGAAUAUAAAAUAAAUUAUAUCAUCAUUCUAUAGCUUGAAUUAUCUUCAGCCAAACAAUUUGGAUUUUCAGAAACAGGUAUUAGUGUACGUCUGUGUCUCUGUUUAGUGUUAUAUAUGCUGUACAACAAAUAAAUCAGGACUUCGAUGAACAAUCAUUCUUCGAGGUUCUGGGUGCUAUUAGUUAAAUAAUAUCUGUACCGUAUUUAGGAAGGGUCACAUCAUGCAUGGCAUUAUUAAGGCAUAUCUUUAGUUGUGUUCAAUUGUAUAUACCAGCUGCCCAUAUUUAGGUGGAACAGGCUCUGUUUUAGCCAAAUAUAUACUGAUUUUACAUCUGUCUUACCAAAGCAUUUCUCAAUCUAAUAUGUUUCAAUAGAGCUUUCAGAGGCAGUGUCGUCUUGUCUUUAUAUUAUCAAAUGCCCUGAUUUAGACACCGAUUCAGCAAGGUACUUAAGAACGUGCCUCACUUUAAGCAUGUGAGUAGCUUCACUGAUGUCAAGGGGGUCAGAUUUUUAAAGGUGUUUAGGUGCCUAACUACACUGAGAUCAACAGGCAUUAGGGAUCCAGUAGCUAAUCACCUCACAGAAUUGAAGCCUCAGAGAUUUUCAUUGCUGGCAAAUAAGUUCAAUUUCAACACCAAUAAAAUCAACGAGAAACAUCAUGUCACACAAUUGUCACUGAAAAGAAUCUGGUUCCACAUGCUGGAUUUCCAGAGAGCAUAAGAAGUUUCUUUGGUCAGAGAUACUGAAGUGCUGUUCUAAAUAAGGGUGCUUUCCUGAAUCAGGGCCCCAUGAGUAGUCCCACUGGAGUUAAUGUGCAUUGGAAGCAAUCUAGGGCAGAGUACCCGAAGUCAAUGGGACCAUUUGAGACAGAUUUUUGUUACCAAUCUGUCUGAGGCUGUAGGAUUGUUAGGGGAGGAGGCGGAGCACAUCCAGGGUCUAAGUUUUAAAGCUUUAUUAAUAAAAUAACAGGGGUGAGUGUUGGGGGCUCCCCACGUUACUCAGAGGAAGGAAAAACGCGUGAGUGCCUGUACCCUAACCCACUUUCAUACUCUCACACGCACAAGCCACAGCUGGUCAAGCCUGGGUGUAAUGUAAGAAGAAGAGGGGAAAGGGUGGACGAGAGUUCUGUCCUGUGCACAGGCCGCCUAGGGUCCACUGUUGAUUUUUGAUUUGCUUUAGCUCUUAGGAGGGUUUUAAGUCCUUGGGUUUUUGGGAUGUUUUGUUUAGGGACCUUUGUCCCCAUUGCUUUUUGUAUCACUUCAAACUGGCUUUCUGUGGCCUCCUCAGCUUUCCCAAAACACACUGGCUUCAGGGACAUGGGGUUCCAUUUUCCCCCUUGCUGGCCUUUAUCGUUUCACCAGUUUUGCAAUCCCCUGCCUAGCUGACCCCCCUUUUCCCAUGGUUGGCUGGGGUUGGGUAAGAAGCAGAUGUGGUUGCAGGUUUUUUGGCUACAGAGUCUGUUUGAGUGCCGUGACCUUGGACUGGAGCCCGCAUCUUAUUUUCAGGCUGAGCUGAGGCGUUGAGUUAACCUGUUUUCUUCUCCCUGCCGCCCCCUUCGGCCUCUCACAACCUGCAAAGGAAUCUUCCGCUCCACAGGCAAACCUUUAACCCUUCCCAAAAUGGCUUGCGAUGCUCGCAACAGGGUUAGUAACAUACAAUGCUGAUUUGCCUCCCUGGGGGGGACUCCCUGAGGGAGGCAGUCACUGGGUUGUGACACAUUAACAUAGUAAGGUGCUACUGUACUGAGCAUACGUUCGUGUAUCUGAAUUUGGCCCCAUUUUGAUUUUUUUCACUAUGCAGAGUGUGGAUACAGGAGAACAGCAAAGAGGGGAAAAAACCCACUAAAACAUAAGAGGAGUCACUUGGGUUUUUAUUUUAGUGUCCCACCAAGAUUUUAAGGCAAUUGAAGGUGGGAAUUAGAUCAUUUGAAACCCCUCCCUAACAACUGCAUUUCUGUUGUUCUUACCUGGCUUUGAAGCAGCGAUUGAUUUGAGUAGCUAUUGACCAUAGGCUGCCUCAGCCUGCAGUUUAUGUAUUUGCCUUUUUUCUAUGAAAAACGGGUUUUUGUUUUUACUACUUCCUGUGUACAAAAGUUUUAGUGUAAAGGGGUUUUGCCUUCGCAUGAUCUUUACAGGGCUGCAUUUUUGUUUAUAAAACUAUCAUUUUUCUAAAUGCAGAACUGUAGAAUAUCUUUUUGUUUUCUGAAUUGUGAAAUAAAACCCAUGCAAAAA